AUGUUUAAAAUUGAUAGUUUAAUGUUGCAAUUGUGCUACAAUACUGCAGAUCUGCAAUUUACUACAUUUUUUUGGAUGAAAUAUUUGCUAAUUGAUGUUGAACCCUUACCAUUCAGUCUUAUACAAAAAGCAAACGACCUUGAAAUUCAACUGCUUAAUUUAAUUAUCAAUGUGAUGCUAUUUGUCUCUGGUUUCAAGGGAUAUGAAGCAUCUUAAACUCUUUAAUAAAACUCAGGUUGCCAAUUUCCUUUACCUUGUGCGGAGAGUGUAUGGAACACUUGCAAUUACUGUUCAUUAUCGCAUCAAUUUUGA
This is a messenger RNA of Paramecium tetraurelia, 312 nucleotides long. RefSeq lists its product as uncharacterized. The record is from RefSeq and is a predicted model, not a curated record. NCBI's taxonomy places the organism in Eukaryota, Ciliophora, Oligohymenophorea, Peniculida, Parameciidae. The transcript has a single exon.